AAAGCGUGAAGUAACUAAAAAUAUAUAAUCAGCUUAAUCAAAAACCAACUCAAUUAUUAUUAUCAGAAUAUCAACAAUGAUAUUACUCAAAUAAAAUAUAUUGCAAUAAUUUUGUAUUGAUCAUUCUACUCGUUGACAGUCAACAUGAAACUAGUAUCAAAGUCAUCAGUAUUCAAUCAAUCAUUUGUCUCAAUUCAAAUUAUUGUUGUAUUGCUUUUUGGUAUAUUUAACAAUGUCAAGCUAACAAAUGCAACAUCAUUACAUCGUGAUGUUAAUCAAGAAGAAUUCAAAAAUAAUGAGCUAAUAAAUAGAAUUGAUGGCAAUGAUGAUGUUGAUGAAGAUGGAAACAAAUUAUGUAUUUCUUGUAAAAUAAUGAAUGAUUUAAUAGGCACCAUGAAAACACUGAUGAAUAAACUUGAAGAUGUUAAUAGAAAACACUGCAGUGGUAAAUAUCCAUCAAUAAAUAAAAGAACACAUGAUGGUAAAAAUCGUGGUGCAAGAGCAAUGACACAAUGGAUGGCAAGUGAUGAACGAGAUAUACCAGGUGGUUUCCCAGGAAAUCAUAAAAGACCUCCAUGGCUUAAUCGCAGAAACAAUGUUAAUGGACAAGAUGAAUCACCAUCAGGUACUAAUCAACAACAAGAACCAUCAGUUGAUAGAGAACCAUCACCAUCAGCAUUACCACCAAGACCAAGAUAUCGUAUUGAUCAACAAAAAAAUCAAAAUACAAAUACCAAUUUUAAUUCACUAGGUCAAUCAGCUGAUGUUGAUGAUAAUGAUUUUUCUGAUAAACAACAAAAAAAUCCAGCAAACACACAAGGAAUAUCAAGAUUAUUAAAAGAUAAAAAAAAUAAUAAUGAAAAUGAUGACAAUAAUAUUUCACCAACUUAUAUCAUUGAUGAUAAUUAUGAUCAAGAACAUGGUAAAAGUAAAAACAAAGUUGUCUUUGUAUGCUCAAGAAUGAAGGAUACCAAAAGAAAAAGACAAAUGGGUGAAUUAAAAAAUAGUAAAAAAAAUUCAUACAGAAAAAAUAAUGACAUGUCAUCAAACGAAAAUAAUAAUAUUAAUACUAAUAUUAAUGUAAAUAGUAAUUCAUUUCGUAAAAAUCGUAAAACAAUAAUAACACCAACAACUGAAAUGAUUGCUUUAAAUUCAAAUGAUACAGUUGCACAUAAUGAAACUGAUUUAAAUAACACAACAAGUGCCAAUAAUGAAGGUACUUCAAGACCAAUGUAACUAUAAUAUGAUACAAUUAAAUUAUGAUGAUGAUGAUAAUAAACACUUAAUAAAUAAUAAUAAAUGAAAAUUUGAAAAUAAUAUUAUAAUGUUGUUGUAUUUAUUUUAAAAUAUAUUAUCACUAUUAUUAAUUUAAC
Aphidius gifuensis is the source of this 1373-nucleotide messenger RNA. RefSeq lists its product as uncharacterized. The transcript is spliced from 4 exons. The record is from RefSeq and is a predicted model, not a curated record. Bases 145 to 1236 code for a protein of 363 amino acids. NCBI's taxonomy places the organism in Eukaryota, Metazoa, Arthropoda, Insecta, Hymenoptera, Braconidae.